Molecule: messenger RNA, 1506 nt
Organism: Priapulus caudatus
Lineage: Eukaryota; Metazoa; Priapulida; Priapulimorpha; Priapulimorphida; Priapulidae
Product: solute carrier family 25 member 51-like
Exons: 2
Coding region: 122-1120 (332 amino acids)
Source: RefSeq, a predicted model, not a curated record
CAGGCAGACUUUAAAAAUAAGAAGUAUACAGGAUAUUUGUCGGCGGACAAGACAUGUCCUGUAAACGUACGUUCUACCGCAUAUUCCAAUCUUGCAAUUCAGGAAUGAAUCCCGCGCCACCAUGACGGACGGCAUCUGGCAGAUGGUCAUCCAGAUCAUCCAUGGCGAAAUCGAAUUCGGCGAAGAGCGCGUCCAGAAAGACUCGGCGCUCGACCCGUCGAUCUGGUCGUCGCAGAUCACCGGCAUCCCGGGGACGCCGCCGCCGCACCGGCGUGUGUACGAGGAUCCGGACGUGGACGGAGACUCGCGUGAGUACCUGCUCGGCUCGAGCGCCGCCUUCAUCAACAUCCUGUUCACCUACCCGGUCUACAAGGUGCAGUUCCGGCAGCAGCUGAGCGGGCUGACGGUCGGCAGCUCCGUGCGGCAGCUGCAUGGCGAGGGCCUGCUUAUGCUGUGGCGUGGCGUGCAGCCUCCGCUCAUCCAGCGCUCGCUCAACAUGGGCAUCAUGUUCGGCAUGUACGACCAGUCGAAGCGCCUCAUCCGGCGCCACUACCCGCACUGCCCGCCGGGGUUUUACCGCCCGGCGUCGGCGAUGCUCGCCGGCUGCGUCGAGGCGGUGCUGACGCCGCUCGAGCGCGUGCAGACGCUGCUGCAGGACCCGCGCUACAACGAGCGGCUGCGCGGCACGUACGACGCGUUCGCGAAGCUGCGAGCGUACGGCGUCGCCGAGUACUACCGCGGCCUGUCCGUCAUCCUGCUGCGAAACGGCCCCUGCAACGCCGUCUUCUUCGGGCUGCGGCACCCCGUCAAGAACGCGAUGCCGGCGACGACGCACCCGCUGCUGACGCUCGCCGAGCAUUUCGCGAGCGGCGCGCUGCUGGGUACGUUCAUCAGCACAGUGUUCUAUCCCCUGCAGGUCGUCAAGACGCGCAUGCAGGCGAAGCUCGGCGGAGAGUUCCUGUCGAUCGCGCAGGCGGUCGCUGCCGUGUACCGCGAGCGCGGGCACAGCGUGCGCCGCAUGCUCAUGGGCGUGCACAUGAACUACGCGCGCUCGAUCCUGUCGUGGGGCAUGGUAAACGUCACCUACGAGAUACUGAGGAAGCUCGUCUACCCGUGCUAGCGACGCCGGCGGUAUCCUCCCACAGCAAGAUGGUAGAACCUCAGGGGGGGGGGUCUCGUGUAGGGGUCCUAUGAAAACCUCAGGUUGAGAGCUUGUGGAGCCUCGGGUGAAGCGCAUCGAGAGGGAUGCACAAAUCUACCUUGUAUCCUUGUGAUGUGGGGCAGGUUGUUUCUUGUUGAUGGUAUUUGUUGUCUGCCGGCCAUUCAUCCAUCUAUACGUUUUUUUUCCGUCCAUCUGUCACUCUGUCUGUCGCUCUGUUCAUCCAGGCCAUUUACCCUAUCAGUCCUUUCAUCCAUCCAUCAAUCCAACAAUCCAACAAUCUAUCCAUGUGUUAAUCGUUCAGCAAUACAAAAUUAUUAAAACAUUUUGUACCAAAUGUUAACAGA